AUGCCUCGUCAGCUCAAGCGCCGCUCCGACGCCAUAUCCCGUAACCAACACGACUCGGCAGAAUCCGAAGACGAACCACCCCAGCGUGCGCAACGACGUCAGCGCCAGCGCUCAUCUUCCUCAGAGCAGCCCCAGCGCCCUCAGCAGCAAACCCAGCGCCGCGAACAAUCCUCCUCGCCGGAAGACUCCGAUGCCCCAUCCUCUCCUGGAAGGGGAGAGGGAGGCGGGCGCGGCCACUCGGCCGAAAACGUCCUCAUCAAGAAACUCGUCCGUCUGGCCCUCGCGACAGAAUACAGCCGCACUCCCCUGCGCAGAAGCGACAUCAGCGCCAAGAUCCUCAAAGACGCCAACACGAACACAGGCGGCAGCCGCGCCUCAUUCCAGAAAGUCUUCGAGGGGGCGCAGAAAGUGCUACAGGACACUUUCGGCAUGCAAAUGAUCGAACUGCCCGGCCGAGAAAAGACAAGCCUGAAGGAGAGAAGAACCCAAGCCACGCAGACGAAAGUGUCGAGCAGCGCCUCGAGCAAGUCGUGGGUCCUGGUGUCGACGCUGCCGCCAGAACUAAAGACGAAUCCGCUCCUCAUGCAGCCGAGCUUGGCCCCGAACGUGGAGACCGAGGCGAAUUAUACGGCGCUGUACACGUUCAUCCUGAGCCUGAUAUUCCUGAACGCGUCGUCGAUCACAGACCAGAAGCUGGAGAGGUAUCUCAAGCGAGUGAAUGCCGAAACCUACACCCCCAUGGGGAGUAAGGAGAAGUUGCUGCAGAGGAUGAUGAAGGAGGGGUACAUUGACAAACGACGGGACACUAGCUCCGGGGAGGAAGUCAUCGAGUGGGUUCCUGGCCCGAGAGGGAAGGUUGAAGUCGGUGUGCAGGGUGUGAUGGGCCUGGUGAGGACCGUGUACGGACACGGGGCCGUGGAAUUGUCGAGAGACACGACGGGGAGACGGCGCGACGGGACCCGUGAAGACGAGGAAGGCGAGGAUGAAGAAGAGCCCGGCCGCCUCGUCAAAAUCGAGGAAGAUGAGCUCAACGCCAAGCUAUCGCGGAGUUUGGGCAUCAAGGUCAGUGCCCACGGUGGAGACGAGACAAGGAGGGAUCAACACGACGUCGACGACGACGAGGAAGAGCAACAAGAGGAAGAACAGGACGAUAAUCAACCUGGACCCUCGCAACGACCCGCACAGAGAACACGACCACCUAACAAUGUUGGGAGAAAUCAAGGUCAAGGUCGCGGUGGAGGCAGACGAAAUGCACGGCACGAGGACGAGGAUGAUAGUGGUUGA
Molecule: messenger RNA, 1284 nt
Organism: Cladophialophora carrionii CBS 160.54
Lineage: Eukaryota; Fungi; Ascomycota; Eurotiomycetes; Chaetothyriales; Herpotrichiellaceae
Exons: 1
Coding region: 1-1284 (427 amino acids)
Biological process (GO): DNA repair
Cellular component (GO): nucleus
Source: RefSeq, a predicted model, not a curated record